AUGUCGUUUACUCAUCCUUAUGGGCAACAACAGCACCAUCGUCAACAGCAACAGCAACAACAGCAGCAUCACCAUCAACCUGCUCCUUUACAGCAGCAGCAGCAGCAGCAGCAGCAGCAGCAAUCACAACAUCAUCAACAAACACAGCAAUCUCCUUAUGCAAAUACUGCUUACAUGAGCAAUCAUUUGCCAAGUUUACAUGAGCAAUCUCCAUAUCGUACUCAACAACAGCCUCCUCCACAGCAUUCUCCUUAUGGCAGUAGACCUGAUAAUGGAUUGCCUCCUCCCGCCCGACAUCAAUUACAUCAGCCGCAAUCGCAACAACAUCAAUCACACAAUGCGGAGCAUUUUCAUCAACCUUUACCCUCCAUGUAUGAUUCACGUAAACUCUUCACUUGCAAUGAACCAGGCUGCUCAGAGUACUUUGAUCAUUCAAAUGGGCUACGAAUACAUCAAAGAACUGUCCAUGGCCGUAGUUUAGGAGGAGGAGAUGGUAGUAACGAUGAUCAUAUUCGAAGCACACACAGUAGACCCUAUGUUUGUCCUUAUGCUGAGUGUGGAAAAUCAUUUACACAAUAUGGAAACUUGAAGACACACUCGAGAAAGCACACUGGUGAAAGGCCAUAUCAUUGUACUUAUGAUGGAUGUGAUAAAGCGUUUACACAGUUGGGCAAUCUGAAGACUCAUGAAAAGAUACAUUGGCCCGUCAAGCCUUUCAUGUGUGCAUUUCCAAAUUGCGGUAAAGGUUUCACGCAGCGUGGCAACCUCAAGACACAUCAAGUAAAAGUGCAUCAAAUUGUACCUCAGUAA
Messenger RNA from Mucor velutinosus, 810 nucleotides. RefSeq lists its product as uncharacterized. Gene Ontology annotation, molecular function: RNA polymerase II cis-regulatory region sequence-specific DNA binding; DNA-binding transcription factor activity, RNA polymerase II-specific. Bases 1 to 810 code for a protein of 269 amino acids. The record is from RefSeq and is a predicted model, not a curated record. The transcript is spliced from 6 exons. NCBI's taxonomy places the organism in Eukaryota, Fungi, Mucoromycota, Mucoromycetes, Mucorales, Mucoraceae. Gene Ontology annotation, biological process: regulation of transcription by RNA polymerase II.